Messenger RNA from Thunnus maccoyii (southern bluefin tuna), 6721 nucleotides. RefSeq names its product UDP-GlcNAc:betaGal beta-1,3-N-acetylglucosaminyltransferase-like 1 (gene b3gntl1). Lineage: Eukaryota; Metazoa; Chordata; Actinopteri; Scombriformes; Scombridae. The record is from RefSeq and is a predicted model, not a curated record. The transcript has 12 exons. The coding region runs from base 218 to 1384 and encodes 388 amino acids.
AAACUGUUACCCACGAUGAAAGCGUGCAGUACACGUUUUGCCAAAACUGUCAGUUUGACUGUCACUAAAACGUACAGAAUACAUGUUAUUUGUUGACGUUGGUCACUCUUUACGGAGAACUGUUUCAAAAUGAGUGUUUAUUGAUAUUUUCAGCCACGUGUAGCAGCCUGUGGUUGUCUGUCUUCAGUCACCGACGUCAGACUUUUUCAGCGCACAAAUGAGUAGCGGACUGUCCGAGCUCCGAGACGGGGGGUCAGAGGUUGACAUGAUCCCACCGAAGCGGCUCCGCACCGCGGACAUCGGAGCAGAAACACCGGGAGGAGAGAAGGAGGAGCUGGAGGGGAAUGCAGUGGAUGUGAGUAUUAUCAUGCCAGUGUACAAUGCAUCCUGUUGGUUGGACGAGUGUCUGCAGGCCAUAUUACAGCAAGACUUCACUGGAACCAUGGAGCUCUCUGUCUUUGACGACGCAAGCACUGAUGACUCCAGGAAAGUGGUGGAGGGUUGGAGGGACAGGCUGGAGGCGAGGGGCAUCUCCAUGGUGAUCUCUGGCCACAAUUCUGCUCAACCAAGAGGAGUGGGAUAUGCGAAGAAUAAGGCAAUAUCUCAGAGCUGUGGACAAUACUUGUGCUUUCAGGAUGCGGAUGACGUUAUGUUGCCCCAAAGAGUUCGCCUGCAGUAUGAGGCAUCUUUCCUCCACCCAAACUCGUUGAUCGGCUGUAGAGUAAAGAGGCUUCCGGAGGGAUCUACAAAGCGAUACACUCACUGGAUCAACACAAUCACUCAAGAUCAGCUCAUCACACAGGUGUACACCUCUCACGGGCCCACAGUCAUCAUGCCGACAUGGUUCUGUUCAAGGGACUGGUUCCUGAAGGUUGGAUCGUUUGACGAGGGGGGCAAGGGAGUCCCGGAGGACUUGCUCUUCUUCUACCAGAGUCUUCGUCAAGGAGGAGGCGCGGCCAGAGUUGACCAGUGUCUGCUGGUCUACCGUUACCACGAGAAGGCCGCCACACACUCCGUAACAGAGGAAACCAUUUGGAACCAGCGAGUGGCAUUUCUGCAGGAGAGAGUCCUCAGCCAAUGGGAGCGCUUCACCAUAUGGAACGCUGGGAAACAGGGCCGGAAGCUGUACCGCUGCCUCAGCCCGACCAAUCAGAAGAAAGUCAAAGCUUUCUGUGAUGUGGAUGAGAACAAGAUCCAGAAAGGCUUCUACACAUAUGAGGACUCUAAGGAAAGACCAAAGCCAAAAAUCCCAAUUCUGCACUACAAAGACGCCUCCUCCCCCUUCAUUAUCUGUGUUAAACUGGACAUGACAGGAGGCGUUCUGGAGGAAAACCUCAACUCUUUGCAGCUGAAGGAAGGAACAGAUUACUACCAUUUCAACUGACAGCUUGGAGUGGUGGCAAAGACAGAGAGAGGGGCGCUGCAUCUUUAACAGUGCAGAGGAAUGCACAGGAGUGGAUUACUUACACACACAAACUGAGGGAUGGGCAGGUGAUAAGAGGAAAAGAGUGAACUGAACAUUGGAAUAGAGUGAAGGACAAUAGCAUGACGAGAGAAGGAGAAGAAUAUAAUGUAUUUUCAGUGUUAAAAGACUUUUAUGAGUUUGAGAAGUCUCAAGUUCUCAGCAACUUUGGCAAAGUUGACACACCUGCUUAUAAAGGCACAACAGUCCAUCGUAGUCCUGAUUUCCCUCCCGCACACCUGAACCACAGUACACUGGUUUUUACUGUCGUUUGUUUUCAGAGUAGCUUAAUAGAAUAGUUCGAGAUUUUGGAAAAUAUGCUGACUCGCUUUCUGGCCGAGAGUUAGACAGGAAGAUUGAUAGCGCUCUGCUGUUUGUACGCUAAAUAUUAAGCUUGAGUGGGGGAUAGUUAGCUUAGCUUAGCAGAAAGACUUAAAGACAUAAAGACCAGAACUUCUAAGGCUCAAUAAUUAGCCUGUCAUAUUUUAUUUGUUUAAUCUGUUCAAAAAAAUAUAAGUAUAAAACCGCCAAGUUGUGGUUUUACAGGGAUUAUGAGCGUGACUAUUUCUUGGCCAAGACUCUUUUCAUUCAGUUUUUGUACUGAUUCAACACAAGACAUAACGUUUUAAUUGAUGAGCUUAAGAAGUGCUGGUUGGGGGAUCUUUUUAAUCUUUUGGCAGAGGCAGGCUAGCUAUUUCCCCGAGUUUCCAGUGUUUGUGCUAAGAGAAGCUAACCUGCCUCUGGCUGUAGCUUCAUAUUUAAUAGACAGAUGUGCAUAAUGACGAUCUUCUCAUCUAACUUUCGGCAAGAAAGUGAAUGAGCAUAUUUCCCAAAAUACAAAAACUAUACUUUUUUAAAAUCUUGAACAUGAAUGUUUAGGCUUAUAAAAGGAACCAUUACCUGACCUCCAGGUGGAAGAAGUGGCAAGAAAGAAGAAUUUGAGGGAUGCUUUGGUUAUUCAAUCACAAAUAGGAGGGCAUUGGGUUCCUCAUUUUACUUAUUGGAGCACAGCUAUUUAUCAUGGAAGGCUGACUGCCAAUGUUGACCAUUGGAGGAAUCAUCUUAUUGUUGUUUUCUAAUACUGUGUAGACUGAGACAUGUGGUAUUGGCCAACCUGUAUACUUGAACUUGUAUUGAAGUUAAAGAAGUGAUGACAGAAGGGUAAACUUAUCAACGGUGGCAUGUUUUAUGAGCAGACUCCUUACAUAGCUUUCUUAACAGUCACACUCUGAUGCAACCGGGCAAAAUCAGAUACACGCAUAUAUCUGCUACAAAUGUACAAACAUGGAUACUGUACGUAUUUGUUUUUCUUUCUCUGGGUCUCUUAUGAAAUCUAAAGAACAAUAACCUCUUUAAGAGAGCACAGUUCUGAUACAUAAACACGCACAAAAAGUUUAUUUUACCUCACAGAGUGUGGAGUUUUUCUGCCCAAAGGUAAACAGACCUUUCCCCACAAAUCUCCCCGGUGUUUCCUGGGUCGGCGAGGCGGUCUGCUUUACUGUAAAUCUGGCCGCAGCAGUUUGUAGGGAAGCGGCAGUGACGGUAAAAAAAACUGAAGGGGGUCUUCAACUUUGCCAAUGUUUUGUUUCCACUACCUUUGUUUGUUGUCAUAGACUGAACAUACAGUUGCACAGCAGUGUGAAUGUACAGAAUCACCGUACCAUAUUAGAAGUUUGACUUGAAUUCUUUGUGUUUGAUGAAUAGCAGGACUGUUUGGGCCUGAUUCAGCUGGGGUUUGAGGUGAAAACCCCAGACCUCUGCCACCCACAGUACAGCUCUGUAUAGGGGCUGAGAAAAAUAUCACACCCACUUAGCACUUACUCUCCACUUAGACCCUCUUCCCGCUCCGUGUCUCUACACACAAACACUUAAACAGUGAUGUGUCUUCCUCAGAGAUGUCACGUCUUUGCAGUAGGCUGGUUAUUUUUAUCAUAAAUUCAUUUGGCAGCAGUUUUGUCAAUGAAUUAAGCUAAAUCAUACUAUCAGGGCAGGUAUCAUAAUCAAGUAACAUUAAACUUACCUAUCACAGCUGUCAAUCAGCACAUCAAAGCUAAUAUAAGUCUUCAAAUCUUAUUAAUGGAGCAAUAAGUUCCAAAUUGACCACCAUCACACUUAUUAGAGGGCCCAAAUUUAGCAGAGAUUUGGAGAUUUUUUGGUGGCGUUGCACUUUAAGAUAUGUCUGCUUUGGCUUCAGCCUCAAGCCGUGGUAGUUGUUGCUUGUGCUAAAUCCAUGCAAACCAGGAAAAGCAGAAAAAAUGUUUGCAAUUAAGAACCUGCAACCAGGGAAUGUUUGGCAUUUUUGCUUGAAAAGAACUUAAAAUAAUUGCUGAUUAAUUUUCUCACUAAUGAGUCAACUAAUGAAUCGUCUCAUCUCCACUUUGCAGAAUUUCACUUUUUUGGAGAGAUAUUGUAUCUAUUGAUCUGUGACGCAAGUGUUGUAUUCACUUGUGGUUUAGGUUGUUUUUUUGUUUUUGCUUCUUAGCCUCUCUAGUGACUCUCUGGCAACAACAGCAACAUGGUAUGGCAAUGUCUGUCACUUCAUCAAUCCACCACUUUGAUCUAGACUAAAAUAUCUUGAUGGAUUGGUACAAAAUAAUGACUUUAAUGAUGCUCUUACAUUUCCUCCAGUGCCACCAAGAGGUUUACAUUUGUGUCUUUUAGUUAAAUGUCAAGAACUAUUGCAUGGAUUGUUAUGGAAUCUGGUUCAAACAUUCAUGUCUCCCUCACCAUGAAUUAUAAUCAGCGUUGGUGAUCCUUUAACCUAUAACUAAAUACCUGCAAAACUAGAGACAUACCCAUCAGACUGUAGACACAUCUGUAUAAAUCUGUAACGUAGUUUAAUCCUUCAUCACAUCUUGUCAGUAAAAACUGAAUACAUUUGUCAGCUCUGCUCACCACGCCUGUUGCUAAAUAUUUGAGUGAAACUACAAGGUUGACAGUUAUUGCUUCCCACUGUGGCCACUCAAAUUCAAAGUCUUGGAGCUACAAGGUGCUUUGGAUAAAUGUCCACUAAAUUGACAUCAUAUAUUUUAGAAUGUAACGAACCAAAGCGAGUUGUUUAAGUAAGACCGCGCUCCGUCUAAAUACAUCCUGUCUCUUUUACCCACUUUGCACUCAUGAUAAAGCACUUGGUAGAUGAUCAGAGUGAGCUCUAAUGGAGAAUCUAUGAAAGAGACUUGCAGAGAGAGUAAACAGAGCUUUACUCAGUGUUUACACUCUGUCUCUCUGCAGACAUCAGACCUGAUAACACACACACACACGCACAAUAAAUGACCCUGACCCUGGAGCCUGUUUGACUUCACUGGUCAAAUAAACCUGCACGUGUGUAGAAGAAAUGCACACAUACACACACACAAAGCUGUGUGUUUUCUGGCAGUGCAGCUGAUAAGAGAGUUAAGAGUUGGGUGUAUUUGGGUGAUGAGAGACCACAGAGGUCAGACACUGAAGGCUUUUUCAUUAACCGGGAACUUUACCACAUUCCUUUGUUUCAACAUCUCUCUCUUUUUUCAUGUGAGGUGUGUCUGUCACUAAAACUGCUAUGAGCACAGUAACCACAUCGUCUGGAAUGAUGAGAUCUGGAGUACACGGUUAUAUAAUAGCUUUUUGAUAAGGUGCAGCUAACAUUUUUUGACAUAAAGCAUGUCUUCAUCAGAGUAACAGUAGGCAGUGGCAGUGUAGACGUAUUUAAAACGCCUGCAAAUCAUCCAUUUGGUUCAAUGGUGUUCAAUGUAUAAAUCUUCAUCUGCAGUAUGUGCACAUUUAGUCAAAACUGAGUCAAAACCAGAACAUGACUUUGGCAUCUUUCUCACCAUUUAAAAAAAUCAUUAUGCUACAGACAAGUGUAAUUUCCAUUGUCACAUCAGGAAAGACAACCACUAAAACAGGAAUGAAAACUGUUACUGUUGUAGCUGUUGAGAUAGACAGGCUAGCCAUAGCUAAGCUAACACAAAAUUUACAUAUUUUUGGAACUUUUAAUUGACAAACAUCCAUUUAGAUGAACCAAUAUCUUGGUAAUUUCACAUAACUACAUAAAGUAGCAGCUAUAUUAAAUCGUAAGUUUAUGACUUUUAUAGAAUUCACUUGACUUGGUGCAGUUAAACUACCUUUUAAAAUGUUUUAAAUUGUAGAUCAAUAUGCUAUAAAUAUUAAAAGUGUACAGGCAGACAGACAAAAUAGUUCAAAUGAACAAGAAAGCUGAAAGAAGGUGCAUUUUGCUUGUAGCCAGGCCUACAUGUGCAGUAUCUGCCUGUUUAGGUCUUACGUUGGCUCAAUGGCACCUAAACAGGCAUAAAAUUAACUUAUUACAGUCUCUCUGUUAUGCAGUUUUCUGGCCAGUCAACAGUUAACUUUUUCUCAAUUUCACUGUUUUCAUAGUUACUGCCAUCUUCUUUCUUAUGAAGUUGUCAGUGGUGCAAGCUGAAUGAGUGAUGCUCUCCCUUCUUGUGUUGUCAAGCUGCCUUUGAGCAAGGCACUUCAACAGUGCGAACCGACACUGCUCAGAUGUCCCCCUGGGUAAAUAAAGCUUUUUAAAAAGAGAGAGCAGUACGCUGCACACGAGCAGCGAGGAAGUGAGGGUCAUGAAGGUUGAAAUCAGAGAUAGAGGAAUGUGUGUGUGUGGCUCCGUAAGGAAGCAGUGUGUGGACAGACGAAGCGUUCCUCCUGUCAGGCUGCCUGAGAAGAGCCAGGUGACGGCAGGAGGAUACGGCGCGCAGGUCAGAGGCUCUGCUGCUCUGUAAAUACUUCACAUGGUGAAGGAGCACAUGAGGUCAAACAGCACAUCAGCAGCUCAGACUUCCUCCGCUGUGGUGACAGGAUUAGACUCAGGUCAGACUCCCUCUGCAACCUCCAGAUCUUUGGGCUUCAGUUGUGUUUACAGUGAAGCUACAUAUAUUUCAUACCAGGGGCUGAAAUGUGCUUUACAGUGGUACAGAGUUGUACGUUUCAUGCAAAGAGACACAGGAGGGGUUGAAAGUCCCUUAUUAAAGCAGUCCCUCAUACCAAAUCCAGUCUUUUAUUUAUUUUAUGCCUUUUUUUCCUUUUGAAGAGGAACUUGACAUCACAGUUUUUGUUUGGUAGCAGUAACCUGGAUGCAUUUGUGUGAAAAUAAUUUUGGCUGUACUUUUUUCUAAUAAGGCACAUUUUAUACAAGGUUUAUAAGUUGUAACUGGGGCUCUAUAAUGUUUAAAUCUGGAGUGGUGUCUGAUAUGUUUUCCCACAAAAGAGUUCAAGUACCUCAUUAAAAAAAAUGCUUCAAAUUGA